Athene cunicularia (burrowing owl) is the source of this 2175-nucleotide messenger RNA. It is a transcript of the gene SLC25A1, whose product is annotated as solute carrier family 25 member 1. Lineage: Eukaryota; Metazoa; Chordata; Aves; Strigiformes; Strigidae. The record is from RefSeq and is a predicted model, not a curated record. Bases 1 to 942 code for a protein of 313 amino acids. The transcript is spliced from 9 exons. Gene Ontology annotation, biological process: mitochondrial citrate transmembrane transport.
AUGUCGUGCAGCCUGGGGCCUGAGUUGCCCUCCCUGGGCAAGGAGCCAGGAGGCCCUCGAGGGCUGCUCUGGCUCCAGCGUCCCCUCCUUUCCUACCCAGGUGGCCUGGCCGGAGGGAUCGAGAUCUGCAUCACCUUCCCCACCGAGUAUGUGAAGACGCAGCUGCAGCUGGACGAGAAGGCAAACCCUCCCCGCUACAAGGGCAUCGGGGACUGUGUGAAGCAGACGGUCCGUGACCAUGGCAUUCGAGGGCUGUACCGAGGGCUCAGCUCGCUGGUGUACGGCUCCAUCCCCAAAGCUGCUGUCAGGUUUGGGAUGUUCGAGUUCCUCAGCAACCAGAUGAGAGAUGAGAAGGGGCGGCUGGACAGCACACGAGGCCUUAUCUGCGGGCUGGGUGCUGGUGUGGCCGAGGCCGUGGUGGUGGUCUGCCCCAUGGAGACCGUAAAGGUCAAGUUUAUCCAUGACCAGUGCUCCCCCAAGCCCAAAUACCGCGGCUUCUUCCACGGCGUCCGGGAGAUCGUUCGGGAACAGGGACUGAAGGGAACCUACCAGGGCUUAACCGCAACCGUCCUCAAGCAAGGAUCAAACCAGGCCAUCCGCUUCUUCGUCAUGACCUCCCUCAAGAACUGGUACAAAGGGGACGAUCCCAACAAGGUCAUCAACCCCUUCGUCACAGGGGUGUUUGGAGCCCUUGCUGGAGCUGCGAGUGUCUUUGGCAACACCCCCUUGGACGUGGUGAAGACCAGGAUGCAGGGACUGGAAGCACACAAGUACAAGAGCACCUGGGACUGUGCCUACCAGAUCAUGAAAUACGAAGGGCCCUUGGCGUUUUACAAGGGCACGGUGCCUCGUCUGGGCCGCGUCUGCCUCGAUGUGGCCAUCGUCUUCGUCAUCUACGAUGAGGUGGUCAAGUUCCUCAACAAGGUGUGGAAAACGGACUGAGGUGGCCGGGCCGGGGCAGCCCCCACCUCCCUUGCCCCACGGGGCUGCAGCCGGAGAGUGGUGACCAAGCCCGCUGGCACUGCCCGGGGCCAAGUCUGCCCCACACGCACGCCCUACCCCCACACCCGGCCACCUUUAUGUUUAGGAACAGGCUCUGGAGCAGGUUAAAUUAUUAGUUGUGUGCUAAAAGGAGUGGGGAGGAAGCAGCAGCAUCCAGACCCCCAGCAUCCCAGUUAUGCCCACCCUGAUCCCCUGGUGACACUUCCACCUGGUCUCGCAUCACCUCCAAGCGCUGGUUAUCCAGGGUGAGGUGUCCCCUGGGAUGGUGGCCCUGUGCCCCCAGGGCCCCCCAGCAGCUAGGAGCUGCCAGCUGCCUAGGAGCCGGCUCUUUUUGGGGGUGCGGAGAGCCCCCCUGAGCCGUGUGGGCGCAGUGGCCAAGCUGUGCACCAGGCAUCACAGCUGGCAGAGGCUCCUGGGGCCGGCUGGGAGCGAUGCACUGGCUCUCACAGCAGCUCUGGGGAGGCCAACCACCUCUACACCCCUGGGGACAGGAGGGCAGUUACCCACUGGCACUGCCCUGGCCUCCCUCCUCCCUGCCAGCACUGAGACCCCCUGGGGUCCCGCUUAGCCCGAGGUUGCUGACCAGGUGCUGCUCAAAAUUGCACAUACAGCCAGGCCUUUAGUUCUCCUCACCGUGGGACCAGGAUCGGGGUGAGCCGGGUGCCCCCAUCACUUGCCGUUUACAGUUGAGGCGUGUGUGCGAGCCGGGGUGAGGAGGUACAGCCCCGUACCGCAGACUUGGCCCCUCGGCCAGGGGUGCAAACCCCUUCUUCUGCCACAUUCCCCCCAUCUGCCCUCCUGCCGCCUCUCCGUGGCCCCAUAGGUAAUCCUGUAGCUUUCAGAGCUUCACGCUGACCCACUAACACCCGUGGCUGUGGGGCCCAAGCCCUGCCCUGCCCCAUGCUGGGCUCAGCCUCACCGAUUUGUGCCAAACUUCUCCCAAAGGCGCUGGGGGGUGUGGGAGCUGGGGUUCAACCCGUCCCUCCUCCUGCCGCCAGUGAUGAACGCAGCCUUAACACGGGAGGGUGAAGGAGGAGAAGGAAAGCCCAGGCAUGGUUUGCCUGUGGCUUUCUGCUCUCAAGCCAGUGAGGGUUGGGUGGUUUGUUGGUUUUUUUUUUUAUUAUUAUUAUUCUGUUUUACAUUCCCGAUUUGAAUAAAAUCAGUCUGGCUUUA